Pogona vitticeps (central bearded dragon) is the source of this 11081-nucleotide messenger RNA. RefSeq names its product chromobox 6 (gene CBX6). Gene Ontology annotation, molecular function: chromatin binding. The record is from RefSeq and is a predicted model, not a curated record. NCBI's taxonomy places the organism in Eukaryota, Metazoa, Chordata, Lepidosauria, Squamata, Agamidae. Gene Ontology annotation, cellular component: chromatin; PRC1 complex. Gene Ontology annotation, biological process: negative regulation of transcription by RNA polymerase II.
ACAACACAUACACCACAACGGGCUCUGAGGAGGGAGGAAGACAGGCGAGGAAGCGGGCGGGAUUAUUAUGGGCUGUGGGUGCCGCUGAGCAAAGAUGGAGCUGUCUGCAGUGGGUGAGCGGGUCUUCGCGGCCGAAUCCAUCAUCAAACGACGGAUCCGAAAGGGACGUAUCGAAUACUUGGUGAAAUGGAAAGGCUGGGCCAUCAAGUACAGCACUUGGGAACCUGAAGAGAACAUCCUCGAUUCCCGUCUGAUUGCUGCUUUUGAGCAAAAAGAGCGCGAGCGUGAGUUGUACGGACCUAAGAAGAGAGGACCCAAGCCUAAAACUUUCCUGCUGAAGGCUCGGGCCCAAGCGGAGGCCCUACAUAUUGGGGAUGUACAUUUUUCUGUCAAGCCUGGUUCUAGCACAUCCUCACCAAAGCUUCACUCUAGUGCUGCAGUGCACCGGCUGAAGAAGGACAUCCGGCGAUGCCACCGUAUGUCCCGGCGCCCAUUGCCACGCCCCGAUCCCCAGAACAGUGGUGUGGGUGGAGGCACUGGCAUACGUCCCCCUGUCUCUCCCUUCUCGGAGACCGUCCGCAUCAUCAACCGCAAAGUGAAGCCUCGUGAGCCCAAACGCAGUCGAAUCAUUCUCAACCUGAAGGUCAUUGAUAAAGGUGGGAAGACAACAAGUGGUGGAGGAAGCUUGGCACGGCCCAAGAUACCCUCACGAAACCGUGUGAUUGGCAAAAGCAAGAAGUUCAGUGAGAGCAUGCUUCGCAACCAAAUCCGACACAUGAAAUUUGGAAGCUUUCCUCUGUACAACAAGCCAUCUGCUCCGACUCCGUCUUUGGAGGGGAAGACAGAGGCAGGAGGCUCUCAAGGUGCCUCAUGUGGGAUCAUGGGCUCUGCUGCCUAUGACACACGCAGUUCCAGUUCCUCUGACUGCCCUUCACCAGCGCCACACUCCUCAUCUGAUCCAGAUGAUUCCCCACCUAAGCUGCUUCCUGAGACACUAAGUCCUGCCAUUCCUGACUGGCGUGAGUCAGAGGUCCUUGAUCUGUCAAUUCCACCUGAGUCAGCAGCCACCAGCAAGCGGUCUCCUUCAGGGGGAAGUGGAGGGGGUCAAAUGCCAUCCUCUCCAUCUUCUUCUGACCCAGAGCAGGAGGCUGGUGAUUGGCGCCCUGAAAUGUCCCCUUGCUCUAAUGUGGUGGUCACUGAUGUCACCAGCAACCUCUUAACAGUCACCAUCAAGGAAUUCUGCAAUGCUGAGGAUUUUGAGAAGGUUGCAGCAGCUGGAGGUGGUGGAGGCACCGGCAAAUGAUAGGCUCUUUCACUAGGGUUGAGGGAGGGGGAUGGGACAGGGAGGCUCUACUGCAAGAUCAUGCAUGGUGUGAAUGCCUGUUUUCUCCUAUCUCUUUCUUCUCAUCUGUUCUUUCUCCUUUUUUGCUAGGAAAUUGAGAUGGUAGAAGAGCAAUGGGAAUAGAUAUGUUUGAAAUUCCCAAACAAAACAGCUGCUAAGGAUUAUGAUGGGACACAUCUUUUCCCCUUUUGUUUUCAAGUGUUCCAUCAUGCUGACUUUUGAGUCCCAUGAAUAAGAACUUCAGUGGCUGAGUGGAGAUAUUUAGCAGAAGAUGGAUAUAUUUUGCCAUCCCAUUUAAUGAAACAGGGAAGUCCUUUGACCAAACACAUAUGCAGGGUCAUUGUUCCCUGUUUUAUAUUUCUCUGCAAUUAUAAUCUUUCUCACCUUUCUCUUACAUCUGUCAUUUGAGUAAGAUGGCAAGCAUUGCAUAUACCACAGGAAAAAGCAGAUUUGAGGGCAAAAAGUAAGAACAAAAGAGUAGAUCACUGUGGUUAGGUGCUACUGAAUUGUGGGGGGAUUCAUUUGUUAUAAUCCUAUGGUGCGCUCCAGUUACUUUUUCACCUUACAUAAUAUUAGAGGUGCUAACUUGGCUAUUAUGAUAGCACUUUUCAACAGCCUGGGUGCAUUUUCUCCCCUUUCCAUCUGUCUUGAGCUGUCUUUGUCAGUCCUGGUUCAAGCACAUCCUUAGCAUAUGGGUUGGGCGUGUGAUUUAAGCUUCUUCCCCUUUAAUUGUGCUCUCAGCCUUGCCCUGUCUUUGCCUGCCAUUCCUUCUGCUUCUUUACACUGAGGCACAUGGGUUUGCUUCCUGAAAUCUAGUAGUGGUGAAAAGGAGAGUAACUCCUCAUCUGUCCUUCACUGUGGGAGUGAUGGAAAUGUGUGGAAGGAUGAAGCCUUAUUUUGUUUUGAUGAACAUAAAUCCAUUUAAAGUGGGGUGGUUAAAAAUGUGUGCAUUUCCCCCAUCAACAUCUCUUACUAGGUGAGUAAGAUAGAACAACAUUAAUAUCUGCAGUUCCCAGGAUUUCAAGCUGCCUCUACAGUUGCCAACCAAAGGUGCUCAGAAGCUGUUGUAAAAUUUCAAUAUUUUUCUCUUGGAUCUUGGUGUGUAUGCGUGUCAUGCAUGUACAGCGUAUGUUCACCUCUCCCUCCCAUCCUCUUACCCACAGCACCUUGCUUUUCAUGAAAUUAUUCCAGUUGAAACCUUUAACAUCUUGCCUUGAAAGCAAGUUAAAAAUGUGGCUAUUUUCACUAUCUCCUUCCACCACCCAUAGUGUUAAUAAUCAUGAACUCAUCUGCAGCUGAUAUCCAGGGUUCACAGCAUAAGUAAAACCAUUUCUACAAGCUUCUGCUUCAUAUUAUGUUCCAGCCUUGUUGCAACCUUCUCUUCCCCCUCCUGUGUGCCUCUGUUUUGUUAACUGGUGGCACCUGUGUGUGUGUGUGUGUGUGGUGUAUACUGUUGCCUGUCAUUCUGUUUGUAAACUUUGUUACCCUGUGGGGGAAGGGGUACGCUUGAGGUAAUAAUUCUAAGGGCUUGUCUGCAUGCUACACUGUCACUGAAAUGACUAAAUCCAAUUUUUAAUGGCAUCUCUCUUUCCUGUAUUCCUGUUAACAACUUUCUACCUUUCAAGGGCUUGCUUUGUGUACUUUCGUUUUCAUUUUUGUUUGAUUUACUUGUUCUUUACCUUGAGUUAAUUAUUUAUCAGUACAUGUAAAGGUUGGUGCUGCAAUUACUGUGGUUUUCAAUCCUUGACUGAGAGUUUUUUUCUUAAAGUGAGGUGCUUUGACCCUAGUCUCUUACAUUAGGAAGGACUCCUCCCUUUUGUUUUGUAAGCUGCCCCACCUUUCUUCAUUGGCUUGCAAAGUUCUACUUGACUUUAUCUUGCUUAAUAAGACACCAGGACUUUGCCAAGUACAGGAUAGAGAGAUGAUGUGUAGUAAUACCUUAUUAAUAAUCUUAAAUAUGAGUGUCUGUAUGUAGAGAUGCCUACCAAAAUCAAAAUGUGUAAUGUUAAACUGUGUGAUUGUCUGUGACAGCUUGGGUGUAGUCCGUAUCUAAGACAUGAGAUUCAAAAUGUUGCUAUUCCUUUAUCUUACCAUGCAAUACCUUUUGUGUCUUCUUACAAAACUCUUUCAAAACCAGUGAAAUCUAGACGGUGUGCAGGGUUAUGAACCUUCACAUGCCUCCCACUGAUGUUUGAGUCCAAGGCUUUCUGUAAUUCCACAGGUGCAUGCUUUGGAAUAGCUCUUUGUUGUUUUUAUGAGUUAAGUAAAACUGUAUCAUUGCUUUGCCUCAGAAAAAGUGGGAGGCUUUUUUUCAUGGGAAUUAGUUUUAAUGGCUGUAGCUUCAAAGGUGGGUGGGCUGGGUGCGGGUAGAGAUGUAUAACGGGUUCAGCAGGGAGACUUGUAUUAAAGAGACUUUAAAGGAGAAAAAAUAGAAGAAAUAUUUUAUGAAGCUGCAACAGAGGAACUAUUAUAAUGGGUGGGUGCAUACUAGUCAAUCGUGUUUUAAGAUUGCUGGGUAUGUUUGUGUGGCAUUUUGGUUUGAAUUUUGUCUAAUAUUUAAAAAAAGGUUGAUGGGCGGUUUGAAAGGGAAUUUUAAUAGGAAAAUGUUCUAUGAUUGUAGCACAUGUUCCCUUGGCUUAUUUGUCCUUCCCCCAUCAGUGGCUUAUUUUUUGUCACCUUGGUUUCUGUGAGUUUCCACUGAGUAGGGCAUUUGCCUUCCUUAAAUAUGUUGUGCAAAAUUGUAGUCUUUUAGAAGCUGUCUGGCUUAAUAUAAAGUACCUCCAAGGGCAUCAGGUUGACUUGUUUGUUUGUCUGUUCUGUCAGUGACAGAAGAAGGCUAGGUCAGGGCACUAGGUUUGUUGGAUUUUUUUCCAGCAGAAACAACAAGAUCUCCACUUACCAGAAGUAGUGGGUUGGGGGUGUACAGAGGACAGCUUCACACAUUAUGGUAAGGACAAUUGCACAGCGGUUUUUUAUUACCCCUUCAGCAUGAAGGUAAGAGAGGCAUACCUCUUUUCUGGGCAGUAAAACUUUAAAUGCAUGCCCAGGAGGUAUAUUUUUGCCAUUAUUCCAGAGUGUAUAUUUACCACGUGUCUUUAGAUGUGCAGCUUCCUCAGUAUUUUUGUGUUCUAGUAUGAUACAUAAUGAACAAAUAGGAAUUUAUUUUUGCUAUAAUCUGUGAAGCAGCCGGAAUGUGGAGUGGAUUAAAGCCUUAGACUAUGGCUGGGCAAAUUGCAGCCCUCUUGCUGACCUCCAGUUCCCAAUGGCUUUUGCCAGCAUAGCCAGUGACAAGGAAUGUGACUAACUGGAGUCCAACCACAUCUUGAGGGACACACGUCACCCACUUACCUCAGGCCAGUGGGACUCAAAUUGCAAGCAUCUGUUUCUGAAUCCAAAGUGUGUGUUCAAAUAACAGCUCCUCCAUUGCUGUGGUGCCAAUAUAGGAAGUGGCAUCAGACAAAUUGUACUAUAGCAUCUUAAGUUGUGUGCAGAUGAGGACUGGUGGUGUGCCACAUUGUUGAUACUUUGGUCUACUUGGAAUGGUAAUCAUCAGAGUGGCAUUGAAAACCUCGACCUGGCUCAUAGCUGGUGGGUGCUGAUUCAAUUACAGCCAACACUCAGAUUUUUCAUCUGGAGGUACCCCAAAGGGUUUCCUCGGGGAGGAGGAGAAAAGUUGACAGCAAAGCCAUUCUGGUUGACACACAGUAGCCAGUUGAGUGGAGCAGAGUCUGAUGUUGUACUUGGUGGCUGGUUGCAGACGUGUUGUCCCUUCUGUCUCCUUACAGCUUCAUCUCUUAAGAAGCCCAGGCUUGGGUUGUGGACUGGAGGAACUGUUUCACAGAGAUUUGAGUUUGCAUAGCAUCAAGAGCCACUCUGAUGCACAGACAAGCCUGGUCACUUGGUUGUGAUAUCAACCACUCAUUUUGGCAGCUCCUUCCCCUGAAGAACUUACUGGGGAGUUAGGAUUAUACUGGCUAAGUAGCUCAUUUUCUCCCAAGGAUUUAAAUAUUUCCCCAACACAAAUCCAGAAGGAACUGUUGUUAAAGGGAGAGGAUGUUAAAGGUGUACAUCCUUGGAAUGUAGGCGGUGUUGUUUCCUGUCAUGGAACUUUCCCACUUGUUUGGCAUGCACUCUCAGGAAGCAAAUUUAUAUUGAUUAGUGGCAGCCCUGGCCUCUGACACAAUUUAGCCACUAGAGGGUGAUGGAGAACUACUUAAUGGUUGACCUAUUCUUCAUUGCCUUGAAUCUUAUCAAUUCUUUGUUGUGAUUAAGAGGAUAAAAGACAUUCUAUAGACACAUUUUCAUUGAGGAUGGCAUUUGAAUGAGGGAGGAGGGAUUAUUAUUUGUGUCUGUGCCAUGUUUUUUGGUCCUUUUUGUUCUUAGACAGGAGUGUUUGAUGAAAAUGGGGGAGGGGGAGGAAAGGAAAGACUAGUUUUGCAAAAAAAAAGAAAAAAGGAAAAGUUUUUUUAAAAAGGGUAAUGAGAUUUUUACAGAGAGAAGAGGAUAGAGAAUUUAAAAAAUAUUAAAUGCAGUGAUUGCACAAACUGUAGUGAUAUUAGCUGGUCUUUAAAGAAGAGAGUAUUUUUAGUAUUUGUGUGUGUUAGAGAGAACAGUGUUCAGAUAAUUCAGACUGGGUAGGAAAAAUCAAAGUGUGAAAAGAGCAGCAGCUGGUGGAAGCAAAUCCAUAUCCUAGAAAAAUAUUUUUCUUUAUUACCUUGAAGUAGGGAGAGAAUGCCUUCUUUCCUUUCGCCAUGGAUAAGAUAGCACCAGAGUUUAGCCUUUUCUGACAAGUCUUUGCCAGAUAGACUGUGUGGUAUUCUGUUAUUAACCUGUUGUACAAGUUAGCCUAGUCCCCAAGAUGACCUACUGAGGUGAUACCUACUGAACUGAAUAGGACAUGUUGUUUUGUGACUGUUCAGAAAGAUCUAGGAUCCUUAGCAAAGAAAUGAAUGUUAGUCAAGUGUGAAGGAAACAAGAUCUUAGAAGCUGAGAAAAUUUCCCCCUCAUUCCUUACCAUUUCAGUUUCAGAGCAUCCUGGGGUGACAUUUUAAAAUUUCAUGUAAUUAACCAAAUUCAUUCUAUGUCCCCCCCCCCAUCUCAUGUGCUCAGAACAGCUUUCCUAAAACAGGAGAAAUCAUCAGGACCUUUCUGGGAAGGACAAGCACCCUUUAAGACAAACUAGAUGGUAAUAUUUGCUUUCAUUCUGAGUCCUGAGGGAAGGCAGAUGAAGGGAGCAAAAGUGACCUUCCAGAUCUAAUGUGUAGCCUAGAUUUUGUAGGAAGUGUCAUGAAAGGCGAGUACCCACAUACUGUGUAGCCUAGUAUGGAGUUCACCAAUGUGAUAGUUGGGGCUAAGACUGUCCAUAAAAUUACUAACAAGUGUAGGAUGGGUUGAUGUACCUGGCCUACAGUGAACCAAGGGGAUGAAGGAUUCCUGAUUUUAUUGGAGUAAGAUUGUGUCAUGCUACUCUGUAAACAGUGUUCUUUUGGAUCUGUGGAAGUAGCUUUUAUUUUUAUCUCUUGCAUGCAAUAUUGCACCUUUGCUUCCCUGUUCUUAAUUGUAGUAACCAGUGGCAAGGCAAAGCUAAAAUGGAAGUUUGGCACUUGUUUAGGAAAAGGUAUUAGAUUUAUUUCUGAGAAAUGAGCUCUAUGUUUAGCUAUGUGCUUGCAUCGUUCAGAGAACUGAUUUUUUAAAAUCUGUUCACUCAAGAAGGCUCCCUUUCCCCCAUAAUAUUGACUCAUAUCAUGUGAGCAGUGAUCUCCUUCCUCAGAGGGACUUCCAUCCUGUGUUUCAGUACGUGCAAACCUAUACUUCAUAAUUCAUUCUUGAUUGUUAUGGUCGUAUGCACAGGGAGUGGAUAGUGAUAGGGAAGUGUAAGAGAACAAUAAGCCAGACUUGUGGUUUUGAGUGAGCCACUGAAACAGUGCACUUCCCAUCUCAGGAAAGACAUUCCUAUUUGUUGUUCAGUAACUCAGUCCCCCAAGGAUGAAGAUGGGGAUGCUAUAUGUAGCUCUACCUCCAUUAAAAGUGGGUGCUGUUUAGACAACAAAGACCCAUGCGUGGCUUUUCAUGUUGAGUCAAAAGUUCUGUUGCUUUGCAACUUGAUAUGCACUUAGUCCUUCAUGUGGACUGGCUGUGUGAGCGAACUAUUUUGGGGGAAGAGGAAGGAAGCAGGGAUAACAGCAAAAAAGAUAAUGUUUUUCUUAUAGCAGAUAUUGACUCCACAGGGGAAUUGUUAGGCCCAUGUUCCCAGUUCAUCAAGGAUCCUUGAUGGAGCUUGGGCAAGGGAGGAAAGCAGUAUGGAAAGCCGUUCAAAUUCAGAACACUUCUGUGUGAGCCAUCAUGGCACUGUUCUUCCUCACCCCCUUGUGCCUGAGGUCCUGUCCUGUUUUACCUGGUUUACACUGUACUUCACUGUUGCCUGCUUUGCUGCAUUUUUGACUAUCCACUAAUAAUGUAAGAGCUAGGAUUUUUUUUCUCAUUAUAAGUAUAUGUACUGUGUAUAUAUAGAUAAUCCUCCAUUUAACCAACAAUGGUGCUUUGUAUUAAACAAAGGCAGUGUGGGCCAGUAAUGUAAUCACAUUGUUGAGAAUAAGGAAUGCCUAAAUGCUGUGACCUGCAAACUGCUUAGCUUCCUUUUGAGGAUCUCCUGUUUCCCAGGCCAAAAUAGGGAUUAAAUGUAUGUGUUAAGAGGGUGGGUGAAGAGCUGCUGUUGUGAAAGCAGUUCUCAGUGCUUAAAAACAGCUCUAGUUGUAUUCCCUGUUAAUAUUUCACCAAGACCAGUAGUAGCUUUGAACAAGUUAAGGUUUUGAAGACUCACAAAAAUGAAGCUUGAAGUGGGAAUAUUCUUCCCUUUGUGGCUUUCAUCCCCAGAUUGCUGCAACUAUAGCUACCUUGACUGUCUUUUGUUCCCUGUCACCUGCACUCUCUUGCUGCGCUCAAGAGCUAUAUUGCUUCCUAUUCAUUUAGCUUAUCAGGGGUUCUGAAUAGUUAAUCCAUAACAUAUUUACAGCAUAUAGAGCUAAACCAAUCCCUUUGUCUAUCUAUUUCUGCCCGGCUAUUGUGAUGGACAGUGGUUUUCCUGUAUUAGUGCCAUGAUGUCAUUGUCCAGCAUAGUUUCACUUGCACCUCCUGGUGACUAGCAGAAAUAGAAUACAAAGUAUAUUUAAAAAUAUAUAAAUACGCUAUAGGUGGACUUAACUUGCAUUGCUUAGGCAUCCUGCACAGGAAUGUAAGGUUUGGAUUGCAGUGUUUCAGUUGGAUAGAUCUUCUGAACCACCAAAUACACCCAAUCUUCGUUAAGAUAUAUGUUGUGACAAAGAAGAGUUUCCUUCUAUACUUCAUCUCAGGGUUGGUUCAUGAAAACUCAGAGGGAUUAGGCAAGUAGUUAGUCUAUAUACUACUGCUGCCUCCAUUGGUGGCUCUUAGAGAUGGUACAUACAUAAUAGGACACAGUUUGAGAACAAAACUAAUUUUUUAUUCCCUGGGCUGAAGAUCAGUUUGCCCAAUUGUAAUAAGAAUAUUGAAAGACUAUAAUGCUCAGGUUGAUCUUGUUGAUUUGCUUGACAUUGCUUGGCUGUGUUCUGUAUUUCACAAAUGCUGAGUGGAAUGAACAGAAUACUGUAUUGCAUUUUUUUUUUCUUGGCUGUAUUUCCUCCUUUUUUAUAUCACAAAAUAAAACUGUCUGGGGAUUGCAACAGUUCUUUUCUUGUUAAGGAAGAAAUACACUUAAGAGAUGUUAAGGUCCAAAUUAUUUCUUGUCCCUUAGGGACAUCCCAUAUCAAGCACUGUCCCUGAAUAAAUUCAGAGAACACCUGAAUGGGCAUUACGUUCCUUGCAUUUCAGGGUGGAAGAAACAAUCCUGCCUCAGCUGCUAAAGAAAAAGGAGAUGCCGCUAAUAAGCACAAGGCAGAGUUAUAUUCUCUGGGUGAAAAGGGUGUGUGUAGAACAGAAUGAAUAGAUGGAGGGAGAAGUAGGGGAAGAUGAAAGAAUACAGAAUCCGAAAGAUUCUUUACAGUAAAUAGUAAACUAUGCUUUGUAGAUGGAGAUAUUUUGCAGAUUAAUUUAAAUUUUUCUUUUUGUCAAAUUCAUUCACUUCCUGAUUCCAACAAGCUAGAAACCCAUUCCUGUUUUGCAUAGCACUUAAAAAAUAAUUAUAAGCACAUGCUUUAAAAUUUAAGUAGUCUCAUACCAUGGUCUCUAGCAUGAGCCAUUUUAACCCCCUUAUUGUUUGCCUCACCUCUUAUGUGUGUUGUUUCUUUCAGGCUCUUGGAGAAACAGCUAUUACAUGCAAUGUUUCCAGGCACAGUAAUGACUUGCAGGAAUCAGUCUGUGUCAUUAAAUAGUAUAGCAGAGAAUAUUUACUCAGAGGGCAGCACAGUUCUGCUGAACCUCUUACAUCAAAUCUUUCAGUGGCCGUUUCUUCAAAAUUAAAUGUAUUUCAGAAUGGGGUAACAUUCAUGCAUUAUCUAGGAAGAAGCUCUCUGAAGUUGUAUCAGUAUCUGUGAAGCAGCCAUCAGCGCUGCUGCAAUGGUGCUUUUCCAUUAAGGCAAAUAUUGUAGUAAAGGAUCUGACCUAUGGAAACUGCUGUAAGUAUACUAUGAAAUGAGUGGUAGAUUGCUCUGUGGUGUUCAUAGGGCCUUUAAGUGGUAAUGCAGCCCUUUAAUCUGGUGGUAAUGAGGUGGUUUUAAUUCAGAGGAUACAUUUUAGUCAUAGGAUCUAAAAUGGGAAAGGCAGUGCAAAUAUAAAAAAGCAAGAAGACACUGAGCUGGGUGAAUGUUCUCUGAAUAUUUUCUAAGACGAAUUGGGAUUCCUAAGGAAUUCAAAUGUGCUUCAUGAUAGCUACUUGUUACACCUUGAGAUAAAUAUAUCUAACAAUGACUUUGGUGAAGUUCUAGAUACUUUUCUACCCAAAAACCUUUGGGUCUAUCCCAAAACCACUUAAUAUAUCAUGUUGUUGUCUUUUGUCAGUUCUCUGGAAGAAAAGCCUGCCAUUUUAAUAUAGAUAAUUGCAAGGAGGUACAGAAUUGGUGCUUGCUCCUCAUUUUGCGUCCACCAUUUAUACUUGCCAACAUCAGGCCUCAACACUGAAAGUUCUGAUGAUGAUUCCUCAAAUAAUUUAUGAAUAUUUGUGGCCCCUUUUAACAUAUGAGUGUUUUUCAAGGCAACUGGGGUACUCAGUUUGGCCUUUCAAAACUCAGAUAUUUGAGUGCUUCAUUAGAAGCCUGUGCAUUCAAUUUUUGCAAAGUUGAGGCCUCGUUCUAAAUCCUGUAAAAGUGUGAGUUGAAGUUUCUGUGUUCUUGCCUCAUGGCAUACAAAAUAGGCUUUAAAACCAAUAGCUAAAUAUAUAUCUGGUAACUUUUUUAUUUUGGAAAAUAUGCAUUUAAUGAAAUAAUUGUGCACGAAUGAAAUGUUAUCUAUUAUUAUUAUUGUCUUAUAAUUCUUCAUUUUUAAAUAUAGUGUUUGCAUUUGCUUGGUUGCUUUUUAAAUCCAGUUCUCAGCUGGCUAAACUAUCUAGAUUGGAUGGAUAGGAAGUGUUGUGAGGUGGGUGAUUUAAUCACCCCUCCCACUGGCAUUUCCAUCAGGAAAAUGGCUUGCUCCAGGUUUUGCAGGGUGGGGUGCUAAUUACUCUCGUAUCCUUGUACAUUUUGUUCUUUCUGCUGCUCUUGAGUAUUGUAUCAAUGCCAGAAAUGGGGAGUUAAAAAGAUGGACCCCAAUAAAUUGUUACAUUCCAAAGCUG